AUGUCGGCUGCAACUCCCGAUGAGAUCCAGGAGCGAGUGCAAGGGAGCCUUAAAGAUGGCCCGUAUGCAUGCUCAUCUCUGACCAAGCUUUCAGGAGGAACCGCCAACUUUGUGUACCGAGGCGUACUCGUGAACGCACUUCAGGAUGGCUCCAAAACCGUUAUUAUAAAGCACACCGAGGGAUAUGUUGCUUCAACGCCCGCGUUCAAAAUUACUUCUACCCGCUGCGAAUUCGAGCAGAGCAUCCUCACAGCUUUACAAGAACUUCCACCGGUCACCCAUUCUCUCAUCACGGUACAGACGCCCAAAAUGUAUUAUUUCUCCCAAGAAACCAACACACAGCUAUACUCCGACCUCCCUUCUUCUGCGGACCUGAAGACAUAUGCCCUCACAAACCCACUCGCUCAGGCCCAGUGUUCUCGUCUUGGGCAUAGUCUCGGCCUCUGGACCAAGACCUUCCACAUCUGGGCUGCUGCUCCAGAGCAGGCUGAACUGAGGGAGACGAUGAAAGGCAACACAGUGAUGAGAGGGCUCAAAUACCAAAUUAAUUAUAGCAAUUUAGUCGCAACUAUUGAUAACUUUCCUGCCAUAUUAGAAGGAAGCCGGGACGUAUUCCAGGCUGUGGCAAAGGAUGUCCAAAAUAUGAUGGAUAACGAAGAUGGAGCAUUAAUCCAUGGUGAUUUCUGGAGUGGCAAUGUCCUUCUUCCCAACAUAUCGUACCCCUCCACUUCAACCCCCUUGAAUGUUUUGGUGGUCGACUGGGAGCUCUCACACCUCAGCACCGUCGCCUUUGACCUCGGCCAAAUGUUUGCGGAACUCUUCGAGCUUAAGCACUUCAAAGGUAUAGACGCCGGCAUUUGGCUCAUCGAGUCAUUCAUGCAAGGCUACGGGCCGGUGGAGGAGGACCUAGCAUUCAAUACGGCUAUUCAUGUCGGAACGCAUUUGAUAUGCUGGGGUUCCACGGUUCAGGGUUGGGGUACGAAGGAGCAGAUUGAGGGCGUUGUAGAGAUUGGGAGGGGCUUUGUAGUUAAGGGGUGGGAGAAGGACGCGAGCUUCUUCAAGGGAACUGCCCUGGGGUCUCGCAUUCCACGACUGUACGGCUCGCGCCUUAAUGGCGGACAACGAUCAUCUGCCGCUGCUCUUAAAGCACAAAACAAGUCGCCAUCCGCUUCAUACACCUCCCCACCCUCCGACCAGAUCGCUGACGAAUGUGCUAUCUGCCUCAACCCCCUCACCACACCCACUGUUCUGUACAAUUGCCUCCAUAGAUUCGACUAUGCCUGCAUCCGCCCUCGGUUCCUUUCCACCCACACAGCUGCAUCAAUCGAUGGCCCCCUUACACUGGCGUGUCCCACGUGCCGCGGCGAAAUCUCUUAUGUCCAUCGGCUGGACACAUCACAGGUCUUGUCAAUCAGGGGCAUCCUUGAAGAAAGAAGCGACCCACCAACUCAGCCGUCUACUCUGCAACCCCCCGGAAUGAGUGGUUUGACUAGUCGUAGUCAAAACACUCCCCAUCAUGCUAGUGGUGAACCUAGAGGAGAGGGUUGGGACACGGAGACUAUUCCUAAUGGAUUGAGAAGUCGGCUUAACACCAUCUCAGGUGCUCAUUAUGAGCCAGGUCCAUUUCAACACCAUGAUAGGGUGGGACUAGACACUCAUUGGAGCGGACAGACCCCGAGAAGUCAUACUCUUCACCCUGGAGGAAGAGAGAUUUGGGGCCGUGUUAUUUACAGCCUUGCCCGCCGAUUCGUGGAACCUCACCACAUAUUCCCUGGUGCAUAUGUCGGACUUCCGGGUGAUGGGUUUGGGCUAAGUAUUUAUGAGAGAUCUCUUUUACUAGAUGAAGCUUUUGAGCAGCGGCCGGAUAUGGAGGAGUUGAUAACGCUGUGUGCAAUUUUUACCGAUGAUAUUGAGAAGUUGAAGGAGAGUGCUGGGCGGGAGUGGGCGGAUGACUCGAAUUUGAUCCCCAGUUUAGUAUGGAUGGAUCCGCUAUGGGCAAAUGGAUAA
This is a messenger RNA of Venustampulla echinocandica, 2007 nucleotides long. RefSeq lists its product as uncharacterized. The transcript has 5 exons. Bases 1 to 2007 code for a protein of 668 amino acids. Lineage: Eukaryota; Fungi; Ascomycota; Leotiomycetes; Helotiales; Pleuroascaceae. The record is from RefSeq and is a predicted model, not a curated record. Gene Ontology annotation, molecular function: metal ion binding.